This is a messenger RNA of Leguminivora glycinivorella, 1744 nucleotides long. It is a transcript of the gene Inx2, whose product is annotated as innexin inx2. Gene Ontology annotation, molecular function: gap junction channel activity. Gene Ontology annotation, cellular component: gap junction; plasma membrane. The record is from RefSeq and is a predicted model, not a curated record. The coding region runs from base 101 to 1189 and encodes 362 amino acids. The transcript has a single exon. Gene Ontology annotation, biological process: phototransduction. Lineage: Eukaryota; Metazoa; Arthropoda; Insecta; Lepidoptera; Tortricidae.
CCCCUCCGCGCCGCCGCCAUUGCUCGGCCGACGCGCGUCCCGACCGCGCGCCUCUCUCUCGCGACUCAACGACGCGCCGCGCGCUCGCGGCUCCGACGCUAUGUUUGACGUUUUCGGCUCCGUCAAGGGCCUUCUCAAGCUCGACUCGGUCUGCAUCGACAACAAUGUGUUCCGCCUCCACUACAAAGCCACCGUCAUCAUACUCAUCGCCUUCUCUUUGUUGGUCACCUCCCGGCAGUACAUCGGCGACCCGAUAGAUUGCAUCGUCGACGAAAUACCCCUCUCUGUUAUGGACACGUACUGUUGGAUCUACUCGACGUUCACGAUCCCGAACCGGCUCACGGGCACCGUCGGGCACGACAUCGCGUAUCCGGGCAUCGCGUCGCAUGUCGACGGCAAGGACGAAGUUAAAUACCACAAGUAUUACCAGUGGGUGUGUUUUGUGCUGUUUUUCCAAGCUAUCUUGUUCUAUGUGCCCCGUUAUCUGUGGAAGACAUGGGAGGGCGGACGCAUAAAGAUGCUCGUGCUCGACCUCAACUGCCCUAUCGUGGAGGAGGAGAGCAAAUGCGACCGCAAGAAGCUUCUAGUCGACUACUUCCACGCGAACCUGCACACGCAAAACUUCUACGCGUUCCGCUUCUUCAUAUGCGAAGUGUUAAACUUUAUCAACGUCGUGGGGCAGAUCUACUUCAUGGAUUUCUUCCUGGACGGCGAGUUCACGACGUACGGCCGCGAGGUGGUGAGUUUCACCGAGAUGGAGCCGGAGGAGCGACGGGACCCGAUGGCGCGCGUGUUCCCGAAGAUGACCAAGUGCACGUUCCACAAGUACGGUCCCUCGGGCACCGUGCAGAAGUUCGACGGGCUGUGCGUGCUGCCGCUGAACAUCGUCAACGAGAAGAUCUACGUGUUCCUGUGGUUCUGGUUCAUCAUCCUGUCGAUCCUGAGCGGCAUCUCGCUGAUCUACCGCGCCGUGGUGGUGGCGGGCCCGAAGGUGCGGCUGUACCUGCUGCGCGCUCGCAGCCGCCUCGCGCCGCAGGAGCAGGUAGAAUCCGUGUCCCGUAAGCUCCAGAUUGGGGAUUGGUUCGUCCUUUACCAGCUCGGAAAGAACAUCGACCCUCUAAUUUACAAAGAACUGAUGGUGGAGUUGUCGGAGAAGUUCGAUGAAGCGAAAGAUUCGGUUGUCGCGUAAGCGUUGUUGCGUCUUUAAGAUGCAUUCUGUCGAAUGUGUUUUAAAGAUGGCCGGGCGCUGGCAACGUCGCGUUCCCACAUUCCAUUAGUGCCCGGGCAUGCUCCCCAGACUGCUUUGUUCUUUCCAAGCUAUACAAGUUCCGAGUGAGGCGUGCCAGCGUAUAUCGUAGUAUCUCUGAGGCAGGUCGCGGUCAGGGGCCGUGGCAGCGUUGCGAAUGGGUUCUUGACAUGUCUGGCAAAAUGGAAGCCUCGGCGCCUGAUCUCGUGCCUUUUAGUGUGACUAUGGGAUGUCUCAUUGUGAUAUUGUAAUUAAUAUAAAUCUAAAUUAAGUGUUUAUCGUGGACGAAUGAACUGAACAGCUUAUCCCUAAGUUUUAAGAUAGAUAACUUCGUUAUGCUCGAUAUGAUUGUAAAAAGCAAUAAUUGACUAUUAUAAGUAGGAAACUAGGGUUUCCAUCGACAAUAGAUUGUACUUUUUAUCUUGUCUACACUUUUUUUAUUACGCCAGAACGGCGAUACGGUUCAUAUUUUCUGAAUAUAUUUACUGCCACAUAUAA